Molecule: messenger RNA, 1214 nt
Organism: Perca flavescens (yellow perch)
Lineage: Eukaryota; Metazoa; Chordata; Actinopteri; Perciformes; Percidae
Gene: en2a
Product: engrailed homeobox 2a
Exons: 2
Coding region: 1-807 (268 amino acids)
Biological process (GO): multicellular organism development; regulation of transcription by RNA polymerase II; neuron differentiation
Cellular component (GO): nucleus
Molecular function (GO): RNA polymerase II cis-regulatory region sequence-specific DNA binding; DNA-binding transcription factor activity, RNA polymerase II-specific
Source: RefSeq, a predicted model, not a curated record
AUGGAAGAAAAUGAUCACGGCAACAGAGACGUGGUGGAGCGGCAGGAGUCGGCGGAUGAAUCAAACAGAGCCAUCCUUCCCCUCCUACAGGCGCCGGGGAACCUGCAGAUCCCUCACCGGGUCACCAAUUUCUUCAUCGACAACAUUCUGCGGCCGGAUUUCGGACGGAAAAAGGACGGAGGCGCAAACCGCGAAGAGAGUAGCCUGGCAUCGCGGGAGAGCCAGAGCAGCCCCGACGCCCCUCAGACCGAGCCAGUGGGGAACACGGUGCCGGCGGAGGGGACCUCCACUCCACACACGGUUACCGGGAACAAGAAGCCCGCUAUAGCCGCCGAGGAGCCCCUGAAACCCCGCGGGGAGAGCGGAGACCAGUGCCUAAGCUCAGACUCAGACAGUUCCCAAGCCAGCUCAAACCCAGCCCAGUCUCAGUCCAUGCUGUGGCCAGCCUGGGUCUACUGCACCAGAUACUCGGACAGGCCUUCUUCAGGGCCAAGAUCUCGCAAACCAAAGAAGAAAACAACCAGCAAAGAGGACAAGCGACCACGGACGGCCUUCACAGCAGAACAGCUGCAAAGACUAAAAUCGGAGUUUCAGACAAAUCGGUAUCUGACCGAGCAGAGGCGGCAGAACCUGGCGCAGGAGCUGGGCCUGAACGAGUCCCAGAUCAAGAUCUGGUUUCAGAACAAGAGGGCCAAAAUCAAGAAGGCGAACGGCGCUAAAAACUCUCUGGCCUUGCACCUGAUGGCACAGGGACUGUACAAUCACGCCACCGUCACGUCGAAAGACGAAAAAUCAGACAGCGAUUGAUUUCCAGAGAAGUCACAGCAGCCUCCUGACGAAAAAGACCCUACAGUAAUCCUAUGAUAGAUUUUUAUAGAGAUAUCACUGCAAAACUCUACCUACAGGAAUAUUUAAAGAUACCACAGCAGAUAAAAGUUCUAUUUCUAUCACUAUAAUGCUGAAUCACCACAUUUACACUACAGAAAAUAACAAAUAAGGUCAUUGGACUAAGAGUCCCUACAGGAAUAUUUAAUGAUACCAUGGUCUCUAUUGGUUCCUAUAGGAGUAUUAUAGCGAUUUUUCGUUAUAUUGGAGGUUUUGUCAAGCCUACAAUGCAAUACUUUCAUCGAAUAAAGGGCCAGUGGAGUAUACCAGCAUAAAUUGUUAAAAAAAAGAGAUAUUUCUGCAAUAUCACGUCUAUAAAAGAUGUUGUA